Molecule: messenger RNA, 1406 nt
Organism: Solanum dulcamara
Lineage: Eukaryota; Viridiplantae; Streptophyta; Magnoliopsida; Solanales; Solanaceae
Exons: 6
Coding region: 576-1130 (184 amino acids)
Cellular component (GO): small-subunit processome
Molecular function (GO): protein binding
Source: RefSeq, a predicted model, not a curated record
CCAUUGACAGUAUCUCCAUAGGGUUUGGUACUUGGAUAUGGGCCAAACAGUUUCUCUGGGGUUAUCAAGAUUCAACGGACUCUGAACUUCAGCGAACUUUCAAUCUUGCCGUGGAAAAUGGCAUCGACCUAUAUGAGUGAUAGAAAUUCAACCUUUAUGUGGAGUUUGAAUGCAGUCGUCUGCAUUUAGAAAUCUAUAUUUUUGUUUAAUGUGUUUCAUUUAACAUAUUUCUUUCAUUUGUGAUAGAAAAUAAGAAUCUUAUUGUGCAGGUCCUGUUUAUUGGUUAUACGAUGACGGGACAAACAUCAAAUUCCUUUGAAAUGUAAGUUUCAUGCAUUUUUUUCUUUAAUUGAAACAUAUCCAGCGUUCCCACAGGAAAUUUCCCAACUCCUUAGAAUUCAAGGAUACAGUGGUACGGGCCUAUAGAAUAGAUCCUGUUCAAGUAAGGUCGUCCUAUACACACACUAGUACCAAUGGAUUAAGUUUCUAUAAUAUUUUGGAAGUUCUCUGCAAAGAACAGAUCUAUUUCUUCAUCAUCUCCCUGUCAACAGCAGUGAAAUUGGUGGCAAAAACAUAUGGCUUUGGGUUUUUGUCCCCAUGAAAGGCUUCCCUGUACUCACAAAGGGACAUAUGCUGAUGAUUGUAUUGUUGAGAGAGUUGCACAACACAAGUGCGAUACUGUCGCAACAUGCGAUCGAGAUUUGACGCGUAGAAUAAGCAAGGUCCCUGGUGUACCAAUUAUGUACAUCACUCAACACAAGUACUCUAUUGAAAGGCUGCCUGAAGCAACGAAGGGUGGAGGAAUGCAAACUGGAACAAAAAGACAAUAUUGGAAUUCAACCUACGAAGAAUUCUCAACUCAAGAAAAUCACUGGUUUACAGUUUGCUCCAUGGAAUCAUCACAAGUGCUUAUAACUUCAGCUGAUUCUCGUAUCAGAAUAUUUGAUGGAUCACAAAUGAUGUAUGAGUUUAGAGCAUCAGGUUUUCGAAAUACAAGCAGCCACAUUGCAGCUUCGUUUAGUUCAGACGGAAAGUAUGUCAUAAGUGCAAGUGAAGACUCUCAUGUUUACAUAUGGAAGAGACAACCUAAGAGCUCCAGGGGUAAAUCUAAAACUUCAAUCUCAGUUUAAGCUCAGGGGUGCUUUCAGUGUAAAGAUGUUUUUUAGUUCAAGGUUCAGUUUGGGGAAAUAAUGUCUAAAGAGCGAAGGUUCGGCUUGGGGAAACAACUGACGUGCCAGAAGGAAAUAACGAUCUAAAUUAAACAUUGUGUAUAUAAAGGAGAUGUAUUAUCAUUUUUAUCUUAUUUGGGCAUAAAGAUAUAUCUAGAAUUUUGUGAACUGUGAUAUUGCUCAACAUUUAUAUGAUUCAAGUAAAUGGUGAUGUUUCCUUGUUAAAAAAGUACUUGG